Molecule: messenger RNA, 805 nt
Organism: Quercus lobata
Lineage: Eukaryota; Viridiplantae; Streptophyta; Magnoliopsida; Fagales; Fagaceae
Product: wall-associated receptor kinase-like 8
Exons: 3
Coding region: 18-629 (203 amino acids)
Molecular function (GO): polysaccharide binding
Source: RefSeq, a predicted model, not a curated record
UGGGUGUGCAAUUUGUAAUGCGCAUUACUUUCUUACUUCUUCUGACAUAUGGAUUAGCAGAAGCAGCAGCACCACUUAUGGCAAUGCCCGGUUGCAAAGAUACCUGUGGAAAUGUUAGUAUUCCAUACCCGUUUGGAAUGACAGCCGGUUGUUACUUGAACGACUGGUUCAAAAUUAAUUGCAUUGGAAAGGGCAGCUCGGCUAGAGCCUUCCUUCCCAAAAUAAACAUGGAAGUGCUGGAAAUCAAUAUUGUUAAUCCAUAUAGGAAUGAUUCAUACCUUCGUUUGGAGGAAAGCAUCGUUCGAGUCAAGAUGCCGAUUAUUAUUUCUUCGAAUUGCACAGGUACGGGUCCGAGCAAUGGUGGUGUGAAUAUGACGGGGGGUCCUUUUUACUUCUCAUCCUCUCGGAAUAAAUUUAUUUCGGUUGGUUGCAACAAUAUGGCCAUGAUAACCGGUAAUGAUCCUAUGCUGCUGGCUGGUUGCAAUUCGGAUUGCAAUAGUGAAACCAUGAUACCAAGGGAAGCUAAAUGUUCGGGCUUCAACUGCUGCCAGACCACAGUCCCUGAUGGGAAUCAGUGCCGCUUUUGGAAGACGUUCCCGUGGUGCUGGAUUGGAAAGUGUCUGACAUAAGUUUCACCGAGGCAUAUAGACGGAAUAGUGGGUACUCAACAAGAUCCGGCGACAGCGCCAGGCAAUAUUAUUGCCUUCCUGGAUAUGAAGGAAAUCCAUAUCUUAACACGGGAUGUCAAGAUAUAAAUGAAUGCGAGAAAGACAAUAUAUGUCUCAACAAGUCAGAUUGUGUGAAU